Dermochelys coriacea (leatherback sea turtle) is the source of this 3952-nucleotide messenger RNA. RefSeq names its product CDKN2A interacting protein (gene CDKN2AIP). The transcript is spliced from 3 exons. The record is from RefSeq and is a predicted model, not a curated record. Bases 341 to 2680 code for a protein of 779 amino acids. NCBI's taxonomy places the organism in Eukaryota, Metazoa, Chordata, Testudines, Dermochelyidae. Gene Ontology annotation, cellular component: nucleolus; nucleoplasm.
GGGAGGGCCCAGGGGAGACAAUAGACACCAGUUCGAACCGCAGAGCCUGCUGGGAAGGCAGCUGCUUGCGGCGGCUCGCUUUCUCUCGCGGAGGAAAAGGGGAGGCCGCACCGGUAGUGAGGUCAUAAUCGACAGACGGAAGGAAGCGGCGGAUUGGCUGCAUCCGUUAUUCUUGGCUCCGAGAGCGGUCCCCGCGCGCCCGCUGCAGCGGCUCGAGGCGGGAGGGGGUCAGGGCUCGCCGGUGGUCGGGCUCGCGACGCGCGUGCAGGCGGGAAGCCGCUGCCGUAGCGGCCUCGGGCGGGGGCGAGGCGGGCAGGCGCCGCGGGGCCGAGCCGCGAACAUGGCGGAGGCCGCGGCCUCGGAGCCGCUGGGCCGGAGCCGGCAGGAGGCGGCCUGGGUGGAGACGCUGCGCGGGGACUGCGAGCCCGAGCACCACUGGCGGCACCGCCGCGAGUUCCUGCUGCGCAACGCGGGGGGCCCGCCGGCCGGGGACAGCGGGGUCCUGCAGCGCCUCGUCUCUCUCUCCAUGGUGUGGGCCAACCACGUCUUCCUCGGCUGCCGGUACCCGCUGUCGGUGAUGGAAAAGGUGCUGGAAAUGGCUGAAGGCAUCAAAGUGACCGAUGCGCCCGCCCACACGACGAGAGAUGAACUGGUUGCCAAGGUGAAGAAAAGAGGCAUAUCAAGUAGCAAUGAAGGGGUAGAGGAACCUUGCAAGAAACGAGCUGUUGACAAAAGCAGAGAUUCUAAGGAUGUUGGAAAUGAUGCUAAGUUGACAAAGACAGAAGUUUCCAAGGAGACAGAGAGCAUGUUGCCGAAGAAAGAGGAAAAAGAUGCGGGAAAAGAUUCAGAACGUUCACUGCCAUCCUCAAGCUCAAACCAAGAAAAGAGCACAGUGCCAGGAACAGAAACAGAAACAAAAGCAGCUAAUUAUGAAACCACUGCCAAACAUAAUUCAGCUGCAGCAUCUGCUUCAUCUGGAACGGAAUCAAAAAUGAAUUAUCAUUCAAGUAUGGAAACUAAACAUGAAAAGAAGAGUACAUUGCCUGGUGUUCCGCCGGCGGCUACCAAAAGCAGCUCCCAGGCCAGCACUCCGGCGGUGGCAGCUACCAAAAGCGGCUCCCAGGCCAGUGCUCCAGCACCGGUGGCUGCCAGAAGCAGCUCCCAGGCCAGCGCUCCGGUGCCGGCGGCUGCCAAAAGCAGCUCCCAGGCCAGCGCUCUGGCAGCUGCCAAAAGCAGCACCCAGGCCAGCGCUCUGGCGGCGGCAGCGCCGCCAGCGGCUGCCAAAAGCAGCACCCAGGCCAGCGCUCCGGCGGCUGCCAAAAGCAGCACCCAGGCCAGCGCUCCGGCGGCUGCCAAAAGCAGCACCCAGGCCAGCGCUCCGGCGGCUGCCAAAAGCAGCACCCAGGCCAGCGCUCCGGCGGCUGCCAAAAGCAGCACCCAGGCCAGCGCGCCGGCGGCGGCGCCGGCGGCUGCCAAAAGCAGCACCCAGGCCAGCGCGCCGGCGGCGGCGCCGGCGGCUGCCAAAAGCAGCACCCAGGCCAGCGCGCCGGCGCCGGCGGCUGCCAAAAGCAGCACCCAGGCCAGCGCGCCGGCGCCGGCGCCGGCGGCUGCCAAAAGCAGCACCCAGGCCAGCGCGCCGGCGCCGGCGCCGGCGGCUGCCAAAAGCAGCACCCAGGCCAGCGCGCCGGCGCCGGCGGCUGCCAAAAGCAGCACCCAGGCCAGCGCGCCGGCGCCGGCGCCGGCGGCUGCCAAAAGCAGCACCCAGGCCAGCGCGCCGGCGCCGGCGGCUGCCAAAAGCAGCACCCAGGCCAGCGCGCCGGCGCCGGCGCCGGCGGCUGCCAAAAGCAGCACCCAGGCCAGCGCGCCGGCGCCGGCGGCUGCCAAAAGCAGCUCUCAGGCCAGUGCUCCGCCGGCGGCUGCCAAAAGCAGCUCUCAGGCCAGCGCUGCGGCAGCGGUGCCGGCGGCUGCCAAAAGCAGCUCCCAGGCCAGUGCUCCGGCGGCUGCCAAAAGCAGCUCCAUGGCCAGCGCUCCAGCGGCGGCUGCCAAAAGCAGCUCGCUGGCCAGUGCUCCGCCAGCGGCGGCGGCUACCAGAAGCAGCUCCCUGGCCAGCGUUCUACUGGUGGCUUCCAAAAGCAGCUCUCAGGCCACCGCUGCACCAGUGGCUUCCAAAAGCAGCUCUCAGGCUAGUGAAAAUCCUGCUAAAGUGUCAUGGAAGCCAUUAACAAGUGAAGAUGCAAAAGAAAGACAGCCUUUUUUCAAUAGACUGUACAAAGCUGUGGCCUGGAAAUUAGUUGCUGUUGGAGGUUUUAGUCCCAACGUGAAUCAUGCAGAACUUCUAAACUCAUCCAUUCAGUCUGUGAAAGCCACUUUAGAUGUAACUUUUGUUCCACUGAAAGAACUUGCAGACUUACCUCAAAAUAAAAGCUCUCAUGAAAAUAUAGUUUGUGAACUGAGGUGCAAGUCUGUUUAUUUGGGUACUGGCUGUGGAAAAAGUAAGGAAAAUGCCAAAGCUAUAGCUUCCAGGGAAGCUUUGAAAUUAUUUCUCAAGAAGAAAGUUAUUGUAAAGAUAUGUAAAAGAAAGUACAAAGGACGUGAAAUUGAAGAUUUGGUACUACUUGAUGAAGAGUCAAAACCCUCAAAUUUACCCCCAGCUUUAAGAAAUCCUCAAGAGAUCCUGUAGGACACAUAGUAACUAAGGGUUACUUUUGUACUCUGAAAAUGUAGGCUUCCAGAAAUUUUGUAUUUCUCAGUUUUGCAGAACAAUUACAUUAUUGUUCCUUUCACGCGGUAGCAAUUGUAAAAAACUUCUUAUAGAUCACAAGAAGUGUGCAUUUAAAAGUAUGCCUUAAUAUAGAGCACACUGGCGUGCUGUUUUAUUUGCUAAAUAGUCUACCUAAGUCUUCUAUUUUUAAUUAAAAGAUUAAGGUACAAUCUGAUUAAAGUCUAAUAAUUUUGUAAUUCUUACGAUUUGGUGGUAGUGUGCUCAGUUGUCUACCAUGUCUUUUUAGCUGCAUAGGAGUAUAUAUGGGACCAUAGUACUUGAAUGGUUGAAAGUUGUUACAUUUCAAGAAAAAGUUUAUCUGUUUGAAAUUUGUUGCCCAUAAUGUUCACUAUUCCUGUUGAAAAGAGAGAAAAUAGUUGGCUGACUAUUUUUAUGAAAAGUUGUAACAUUUUAAAAUUAAUCCUAAAAUAAUGUGAUCCUGUUUAACAUUAUUACAAUAGCAAAUUGUCAGUAAACAAGCAGGGUGAUUUAAACCACCAAAACUCUAAGCAAAUUAAACUUACCUUUUAUGAAAUACCAUUUACACUGUUUUUCAGAUAAAUGUGGAUUUCUAUAUAAGCAUAUUUUAUGACUGCUACUAUUAAAAACAAUAAACUUCUGGGAUGUCCUCACUUUUAAUAUUUUGUUUUAGCUAUUAAAUGCUUUGAAAACUGACAAUUUUGAUAAAUGUUAGUAACAUCUUUUUUGAAAAAAAAUCUUAGACAUUAAACUGGGUAAGGAACAUCUGUGAAAACGAUCAACAGAGCAGUACUUUUUUAAUAUAAAAAGAAAAAUGUACACUGUCUUCAGUGUGGAUGGGUUUCAAGGUCUAGUUACUGGUGGUUCUUAUUGUUUUAUUAAGAUGCACAAGAGAUACUCAUGUAAAACUAGAAUAACAAUAUUUUCCAAUAAAUAAUGGAAUGUAUAGUAUUCCCACUCUGCUAUCAUCAAUUAAAUGUGCGGGCAGAGGAAAAUGCAGGUGCUUCUGUUGAGUUGAAUGUGUCUUCUGAAAUGAGUUUACACAUAUUUUGAGUCUUAUUUUACUCUGUUUACACACUCAGUACUCACACUGAUAUCUGGAAGUUUCAUACAAAGAUCAUGGGAAACCAUGGCCCUUUAGGUGCAGCAGUCUGGAAAGAAUUAUAUAAAUGUGGUGUAUAAAACACUGGGUAAUAAAAGUAAUGGCUGAGA